AUGUUCGGUGUCAAGCGCAAAGUGUUACAAAAAUAUCGCCAUCCUCUUGCUUGCGGAAAGUUUUGGCAUACAGGCGGACACAUAUCACACCAUAGAUACGUGGUUUUGGGACUAACGACAAGAAAGGUCUGUAGUCACCUUCUAGUCGGUAACGGUUCAAACGUUAUGCCUUAUCCGGCCUGCUGGAUGCAAGUGUGUGCUCCAUCACUAAGGGCGUUUAUAACGGUCUCACUAGGUAUAACUGAUAAGGUUCACGAUGUUAUCUGA
Messenger RNA from Serpula lacrymans var. lacrymans S7.9, 267 nucleotides. RefSeq lists its product as uncharacterized. The transcript is spliced from 3 exons. Bases 1 to 267 code for a protein of 88 amino acids. Lineage: Eukaryota; Fungi; Basidiomycota; Agaricomycetes; Boletales; Serpulaceae. The record is from RefSeq and is a predicted model, not a curated record.